Messenger RNA from Patella vulgata (common limpet), 2910 nucleotides. RefSeq lists its product as uncharacterized. NCBI's taxonomy places the organism in Eukaryota, Metazoa, Mollusca, Gastropoda, Patellidae. The transcript is spliced from 8 exons. The coding region runs from base 735 to 1874 and encodes 379 amino acids. The record is from RefSeq and is a predicted model, not a curated record.
UAACAUUGAAUAUUAACUAUUAUACGAUGUGCUUAACAUUGAAUAUUAACUAGUAUACGGUGUACUUAACAUUGAGUAUUAACUAGUAUACGGUGUGCUUAACAUUGAAUAUUAACUAGUAUGGUGUGCUAAUUACAAGUCGAAUAUUAACUAGUAUAUGAUGUGCUGAUUACAAGUCGAAUAUUAACUAGUAUAUGAUGUGCUAAUUACAAGUCGAAUAUUAACUAGUAUAUGAUGUGCUGAUUACAAGUCGAAUAUUAACUAGUAUAUGCUGUGCCGAUUUAACUCUGUAUACCUUGUGCUGAUCUAAAAAUUCAACAUUGGACACAAACAACAAUUAAUAUAUUUUGAAUGUGUGAUAACCAUGCAAUUAGAAUAAUCUAAUUACAAAUAUAUCAGGAAUAAAAGAUAAAAGGCCAGCGUGUAUAUCGGAAACAUGUAUAAUACGAUCAAGUAUUUAUUACUUCUAACAACAGAUAUAUGGCAAAUCCUAAAUAAUACUGUAUGGGAGUGGCAAUUGUAAUGAAGAGAAAUGAAAAUCAAAUGGAGGAUAAUGAAGAUUGUUUGUUAUUGUUGAUUGUCAGACCAUUUAUGGUUGCUAUAGACAACCAGGAUCACCAUGUUCACAACAUACUUUAACCUGUCCAGAUGAUCAGGUUAUAGCAGUAAAUGACAACGGUAAUACUUACAUUGCAUAUGGCAGAAAUCCCGGGGAAGCAUGCCCUCAAGAUAAGAUGGAGAUAUGUAAUGCAACAUGCUGUAGACACCAACACCUUAAUGAAUAUGUUAGGGUUAACCAGUCAUAUCGUUUAUCAGUUUAUAGAAACUGUUCAAAUCAACCAACUUGUACCGUCACAUCUCCUUACAGUCCUAAUACCAGUUAUGAUUAUAUGCGUUAUCCAUACUUCUGUGUUCCAGAUAAUCAGUCGCACAACAUCCUGGAAAUCACAGAUGUAAAUAUUCAAGAUGCAGCUUUUUUAUAUUACUCUGGUAAAGCCAAAACUACGAGUACAACAAUUACUAGAUGUUGUAAUAUAGCAAGUACUGAACCAUUACUGGUAGAAAGUAUCUACAUUGAUCUGACAGAAGAAUCAAGUUACAACGUGAAGAUUUAUUCAGAGAAUCAGACUUUAUUACCCAGUGGAGAUGGAGGUGGUUUAUUCUAUGGUUUGAGAGACCUCUUAAUUUCUGGAGACAAGAUUUACCAUGUAGUACUGGAUAACAUACCUGUUGAUAGAGAUGAUUAUAUUUUGAUAUACAUACAAGCAGGUUCAUCAAAUACAAGUACAGCUUGUAUACAUGAUUGUCCAAAUAUAAAUAUAACCUGUGAUGAUUGUCCAGCUCCAGGUGCAGCUAUAACAAAUAUAACAUGUGGUGAUUGUGGGUCUCCUUCUACUGCUUCAAGUAACAGUAACAACAACAAUGGUGAUGUUAUUACAGGACUAACAGUUGGUAUAAUAGUGGUAUCUUUACUUCUAAUCAUAACAUGGUUUAUUGGUGGUGUUUAUUGUAUCAGAAGAAAGAUGAAACGGACACAACGUUCGCAAGAAGGUCAAACUCUCCCGCGUCCUGUAAAUGCAUCAGAUACAUGUACGUAUGCAGGUUUGGUGAACAGCGUACCCGAUACCGUGAAUAACAGUGGACCGGAACACCAUUAUACAGGCCUGACGAAUAUAGACGGAUCAGAUACAAUGACUUUCAGUGAACCGCAAAACUCCACAGUUCCGAAUGUGACAGAACAUGGUUACAUUGCUCCGAGUAAUCCGAAGCAGGUUCAACCAGAAGCCCCUACCAAUGUUAAUUAUGAAAAUACCUUAGCCAACACAAAUGAACAGCGUUCUAAGGACAAUACAUACCUUAGCGUCAUAACUUGAACUUGACGCACUAUUAAGUCACACCGUUUGCGUGACACAUGGUAAUUGUAUGUAGGUCAAAGGGUUAUUUAAUUUAUUUAAGCUCAGUAUAAAUAGGUCAUGGUUGAACAGGGACAAGCACUUUGCCCUAUACUACUUAAAUUAAAAUACGUAUUUACAAAAUGCUUCAAUUGGCAAUAUAGGUGCCUUGUGGAAGUAUAGCCUUGUUUACAAGAUACUAUUUCAUCAGAAUAACUUUUUAAAAAAAACCAAAAGACAAAUUACAUUAAAACGAAUAGAUACACCCAACCCACUUUGCCCCCUGCUACUAAAAGCGACCAUAUUAAAGGAUUGAAAAGUUUAGUAUAAUUGUACAUAGCCAUUGAAUUGUUUACUAUACAAUAGAUUACAGAUAACUACAUAACGUCCAUAUUGUAAUAUAUUUUGAUGUCCAUAUUAGGUUACAGUGUUUGUAAUAUAUGCGGGAGGUACGAAGAACCCAGGUUCCAUGUACACAUUGGCGUACACGUACAAGAAUCACUGACAGUUGAAACUCAGUAUGCCCGUAAAGCCGCGGUUCGGGAAAAAUUUCAUUCUUAGCCCAGUGUAUGGUAUAUGACCGUCUUCAUUAGCCCAAUCGGAGCAUAACAGUAGGACGUUAAACCCCGUUUCAUAUUUACUUAUAUAUUAGGUUAGAUUACAUUUUGUGUGCAUGAUAACGAUAAGAGGAUACUUGUUGAAACGUCGUGAUUGUAUCCGAUAAAAACCGUGUUCUGUCCAUAAAAUGUCCAUAUUAGGAUAAUUAAAUUGUAUGUAAUAUAUUAAACAAUAUACUGUUCAUAUUAGGUUUGAUUAGAGUUGUUUAUAAAAUAUUAAACUUUAUACUGUCCAUAUUAGGUUUGAUUUAAUGGUCUGUAUAUCAAAUGUCCAUAUUAGGAAUGAUUAAAUUGUUUGUAAUAUUUAAGCUAUAUAAUUGUAUUUUCAUCAUUUUUGUAGACUGUGAUAUAUGUUUAGAUUGUAUACAAGUUGAACUUGUUGUUGGUAAAUUUAUGUAUAU